Vitrella brassicaformis is the source of this 431-nucleotide messenger RNA. NCBI's taxonomy places the organism in Eukaryota, Vitrellaceae. The record is from the annotation of a GenBank genome assembly.
GUACCAAGCAAAGCAAAUCCGUCCGUACUCUUUCUGCGUUGCGCUCCUUGAGAUCUAUCAGUUUGUCGCUUUCAUUUACAGUGAUCGAUCACGUACCAAGUGAUCAUCACUUGGCGCUCUGCUCCAGGCCGCUGUCAUCAUCGCUGCUGCUGUCCUCGCCGCUGCUGUCGUCGCCCUUCUUGCGCUUCUUUGCAGCGGCCUUCUUUUUCUUGGGAGGACCGCCGCAAAAGCCCUUGCGCCGGCUGGUUCCUUCUUGCCCUUCUUCUCCUUGCCCUUGCCUGCCGCUGCCGCCGUCUUGCCGCCCGCCUUCCUCUUGGGUUUGGCAUUGGGCUGCUUCUUCGACUUGGGCGCCAUCAUCUCUUCAUCAGCAUCCUCUUCGUCGCAGUCCUCCAGGUCGCUGUCCUCCAGGUCGUCGCUGCUGUGCAUCAUCG